Myzus persicae (green peach aphid) is the source of this 2332-nucleotide messenger RNA. RefSeq names its product 52 kDa repressor of the inhibitor of the protein kinase-like. NCBI's taxonomy places the organism in Eukaryota, Metazoa, Arthropoda, Insecta, Hemiptera, Aphididae. Bases 1 to 2319 code for a protein of 772 amino acids. Gene Ontology annotation, molecular function: protein dimerization activity. The transcript has 3 exons. The record is from RefSeq and is a predicted model, not a curated record.
AUGACUUCUAAAAAGCAACCCAAUAUUCAGUCUUUUUUCAAAUCUACUACGAAUGUUUUACCUACACAAGAAAAACUUGAUAAUAUACAAAAUAAAACAGAUUCAGUAGUUUUAAUAUCAGAUACUAAUAGCCCUACAUCGUCUGUGUCCCAUAUAAAUAGACACGAUAUUUUCAAUUACGUCAAAAGAGUAUUGACUCAAAAUGAAAUACACGAUAUAUUAAAUUCAAUUUGGAUUCCCGAUGUAAAUUAUAAUUUUCCUGUGAAAAUAUUUAUUGUUGGAAAAGAUAAAACUACUAAGCGCUUGAAAUUUCAAUAUAAAUGGUUUGCUAGCUUUCCUUGGUUAGUGUACUCUGAUAUAGACAAUGGAGCGUAUUGUAAAUUUUGUGUAGCUUUUUCAACUAAUUUUGCUGGAAUUAAUAACCAAACAUUAGGAUCAUUAGUUACAAAAAAGUAUGACAACUGGAAACAUUCAUUAGAAUAUUUCAAAAAUCACUCGCAACUAGAGUACCAUAAAAAAUACAAACAAAUUGAUAUUGGAAGGAAAAAAGAAAUAAUUGAAAAUCGUAAAAAUAUCAUUCCUGUUGUUGAGGCAAUUAUUUUGUGUGGUCGGCAAAACAUGGCAUUAAGAGGGCAUCGUGACUCUGGAAACAUUUUAAAAACAUUCUCAGAUGACAAACAAAAUAAUGACGGUAAUUUUAGGGCAAUUCUUCGCUAUAGGGCCCAAGGUGAUAGUGAUAUGAGAUCAUAUCUUGAAAGUUCUGGUACCAUUAAGUACACAAGUUCUACUAGUCAAAACGAAAUAAUCGAUUCCUGUAACAAAGUAUUAUUAAACAAAAUAGUUUCAAGAGUAAACGAAGCAAAGUGUUUUUCUGUUCUCGCUGACGAAACGGCCGAUGUGUCGGGUAUAGAACAGGUAUCUUUGUGUGUCAGAUAUGUAGAAUUAAACACCCUUAAACUUCAUGAAGAUUUUUUACAAUUCGUUCCUGCUGUUGACAUGACAGGAAAGGGAUUAGCAAAAUUAAUAAUUGACAAUCUGCAACAUUUUGGCAUAGAUACGACAUAUUUACGUGGUCAGGGGUAUGAUGGGGCGGCCUCCAUGUCGGGUAAAUUUAAUGGCGUUCAAGCUCAUAUUAAAGACACACAUCCCUUAUCAAUUUAUGUACACUGCUCAGCACAUGUGUUAAACCUAGUAGUAUCUAAAUCAUGUAGCGUGACACAAAUAAGAGAUUGUUUAGCAACUUUAGGAAAAGUUCGCGACUUCUUUAUUUUUCCAAAAAGAAAAUCAAUUCUUCGAUUUCAUAUUGAAAAUUCAUCAGAAACAUCCACAAAAAAAUCAUUGAAAAGAAGUUGCGAAACUAGAUGGAUAGAACGAUUUCACGCAAUAAACGAUUUUAUAGAACUUUAUGAGUAUGUCAUUGAAGCAUUGGAUACAAUUUCAGAAUGGGACGAUAACGAUACUUCGAAUAAAGCAAGACGUCUUAGAAGUUCUAUUUUAGAUAUAGAGUUUUUGAUAUCAUUAUUCGUAUUGAACAAAGGUUUUAGUAUAGGUUUACCACUUUCAAAGUUCCUACAAAAAUCAAAUAUCGAUCUUAAAUUGGCUGUACAAUUAGCAAAUGAUACAAAAAAAGAAUUACAAGAACUUAGAACACACGUCGAUGAUGUUUUUAAAAAAAUAUUUGAAGAAGUAAAAGUAGUAGCCGAAAAAUUCGAUAUUGAAAUUAAAAUUCCGAGAUUAUCAAAAAAACAAACUAAUAGAAGCAAUAUACCAUUAAAUACUCCGGAACAAUAUUAUCGAGCAUCAAUUUUAAUUCCUUAUCUUGACAAAUUUAUUACAGAGUUAGAAGAAAGGUUCAAUGUUCAUCGAUCGAUUUUAUCAGGUUUCGAUUCUCUAUUUAGGGAAAAUGGUCCCAUUGAAGAUAUUAUAAUUCUUUCAAAUAAAUACAAUGCAGAUUUACAGAAUGAUGGAACUCAAAAUGAAAUUAUUGAAGCAGAGUACAAAUUAUGGCAGAGAAAACUCAUGCAAACAACAGAGAAACCAAAUAAUGCUCUAGAGGCUAUGGCUAUGUGUAACCAGUCAAUUUAUCCAAAUAUAUUUAAACUUCUUCAAAUCUUAGUCACGCUUCCUGUUUCCUCUGCAACAAAUGAAAGAACAUUUUCAAACUUAAAAAGAUUAAAAACAUAUCUAAGGAAUUCUAUGUCAGAGGGAAGAUUGAACGGUUUAGCUAUGCUAUCAAUAAAUAAAAACUAUUCAAUAAAACCAGAAGAAGUUAUUGAAGAGCUGGCGAAAAAAAAAAGACGUCUACCUUUUUUAUUAUAAAAACUAUUAAAAC